Messenger RNA from Propithecus coquereli (Coquerel's sifaka), 1938 nucleotides. It is a transcript of the gene BTBD19, whose product is annotated as BTB (POZ) domain containing 19. Lineage: Eukaryota; Metazoa; Chordata; Mammalia; Primates; Indriidae. The coding region runs from base 86 to 961 and encodes 291 amino acids. Gene Ontology annotation, molecular function: protein binding. The transcript has 8 exons. The record is from RefSeq and is a predicted model, not a curated record.
CCCUCCGCCCCUGCGUCUCGGGCCUUUCUAUUCUCUCCAGCUCUAGGGCCGGGCCAGGCCUCCUAGGCCGCUCUCUCCCCCACCCAUGGAGGGCCCAGGACUGGUGGUGCGCGGCGAGGCUGCGCCCUUUUCCACAGCACUCCGAAGCCUCGUCAACAACCCCCGGUACAGUGAUGUUCGCUUUGUGGUCGGUCAAGAACGGCAGGAGGUAUUUGCCCACCGGUGCUUGUUGGCCUGUAGAUGCAGCUUCUUCCAGCGACUUCUGGGCUCAGAGCCGGGCCCCAGGGUGCCAAGUCCCGUGGUGCUAAGCACUGUGCCAGCUGAGGCCUUCCUGGCAGUGCUGGAGUUCCUGUACACCAACAGUGUUGAGCUGCACCGCCACUCUGUGCUGGAGGUGCUGACGGCAGCUGUGGAGUAUGGGCUGGAGGAACUGCGAGAGCUGUGCCUGGAGUUUGUGGUGAAGGUGCUGGAUGUGGAGUUGGUUUGUGAGGCCCUGCAGGUGGCUGUAACCUUUGGCCUGGGGCCGCUGCAGGAGUGUUGCAUAGCCUUCAUAGAGGCCCACAGCCAGGAGGCGCUCCGGACCAGAGGUUUUCUGGAACUGUCGGCGCCCGCGCUGCUGCCCCUGCUGCGCAGCGACAAGCUCUGCGUGGACGAGGCUGAGCUGGUCCGGGCGGCCCGGAGCUGGGCGCGAGUGGGCGCGGCGGUGCUGGAGCGGCCUGUGGCCCAGGUGGCGGCCCCGGUGGUGAGAGAGCUGAGACUGGCCUUGUUGGCUCCAGCAGAGCUGAGCGCCCUGGAAGAGCAGAACCGGAGGGAGCCGUUCAUCCCGGUGGAGCAGAUCGUGGAGGCGUGGAAGUGUCACGCCCUUCAGAGAGGGCAUGAGGCUCGGGGCGCUCCUUGUCGCCGUCGGAGAGGCACCCUGCCCCGGGAGCAUCACCGCUUUCUGGACCUGCCCUUCAAAUGACUCAACGCCAGGAUUUCGAAGACUCCUGAGCCUGCCCUAAACUACACCUCCCGACGUGCUCGGCGCUCGGAGCAAGCUUCUGCUCCCGGCAUGCCCCGCGAGCGGGGCGCCGGAAGGACUCUUCUCUGCCAUGCGCAGCGCUCUGUGCGUGGGUUAUAGGGCGGGGUCGAAAUUCGAAAUCAAGGUGUUUUUAGCUGCACGCCUUCACCGUGCGCGCUGACGCUGGACAUUUUCGUUCACCGGUCUACUCUGAUGACUCUCACAUAUCUAUUCAGCUCAGCUCCCUCUUUAAUUCCGGACCUGUCUCCUGGAGGUCACUCCUUGAGUGCCCCGCAAACACCCCAGUUUCAAUGCAAAAUUGAGCUUCCCUUCUUUUACCCAGCUGUGCCACCAUCGUGUUUCUCAUUUCCGAGGUUGCCCACGCCAGAAACCUGGAUUGCAUCCUUAUCUCUCUUCCUCACACUUGUCUCAAGUGUGAGGUCGCCCUACCCUCUAAGAGACCUCUCUCUAGUUGGUUUAAUUUUCCAAGCCACGGGUUCAGCCUAUCCUGACAUGUCUUGUUAGUCUUUCCGCCUUCACUCCAUCGCACCCUCAGUCCAUUUCCCACUCUUCAGCCCCACCUGAGAUCUCUGUCCUACUUCCCUUAUUAAUUCCCCCAACAUCCCUGUUGUCCUCCAGGACAAAAUGCAAUCUAUUUCACUUUCAAGACAAUCAAAACUACUAGUGGUUCCUAAAUGCUAGCAACUCCUCUCAAACACUACCUUUACAUAGAUUCACUCAUCCCAGAGGUAUUAGUUCUCUAGCUCCAAAUUCACUCUCUUGGUUAUUGAAGACUCCUCUGCUCUCUCUAAUUCAUCUCAUACAUCUUGUCUUCCUGAGGACCUGAAUCUCUCUGCAGAAAGAUCCCUGGGGCCUAAAGAGGUGCCUUAUUCAUUUCUGCUUCCUCAGUCCCUGUCACAUAAUGAAUGCUCUGUAAA